Botrytis deweyae is the source of this 519-nucleotide messenger RNA. RefSeq lists its product as uncharacterized. Gene Ontology annotation, biological process: protein import into mitochondrial matrix; tRNA import into mitochondrion; protein targeting. Gene Ontology annotation, molecular function: transmembrane protein transporter activity. The coding region runs from base 1 to 519 and encodes 172 amino acids. Lineage: Eukaryota; Fungi; Ascomycota; Leotiomycetes; Helotiales; Sclerotiniaceae. The record is from RefSeq and is a predicted model, not a curated record. The transcript is spliced from 4 exons. Gene Ontology annotation, cellular component: mitochondrial outer membrane translocase complex; mitochondrial outer membrane.
AUGGUUCAGACUUCCACAAUCGUCGCUGCCAGUGUUGGCACAGUUGCUACAGGAUUGGUCGCCUACGCAAUUUAUUUCGACCAUAAGAGACGCACCGAUCCAAACUUUCGCAAACAAUUGAAGAAAGAAUCGAAACGACAAGCAAAAGCCGCGAAGGAGGAAGCGGAAGCUCACAAUGAGAGACAAAAAGAAGUUAUCAAGGCAGUGGUUGUAGAGGCCAAGGAAGAUGGGUUCCCCGUAGACGUAGAGGAGAAGGAGGCAUAUUUCAUGUCAGAGGUUGCUAGAGGAGAAGGCUUAAGCUCAGAGGGUGGCGACCCCAUAGAAGCAGCACUUUGUUUUUACAAGGCACUCAAAGUUUAUCCUCAACCAAAUGAUUUAAUAUCUAUCUACGACAAGACAGUGCCAAAGCCGGUCCUCGAUAUUCUUGCAGAAAUGAUUGCAGCGGAUGCAGCUUUAGAUGUUGGACCUUUUGGCGGCAGUGGUUCGGAUAGUGGAAUUCCUGGCGUUGGCCUUGAUUGA